Mugil cephalus (flathead mullet) is the source of this 3599-nucleotide messenger RNA. RefSeq names its product Structural maintenance of chromosomes protein 6-like (gene smc6). Lineage: Eukaryota; Metazoa; Chordata; Actinopteri; Mugiliformes; Mugilidae. Gene Ontology annotation, molecular function: damaged DNA binding; single-stranded DNA binding. The record is from RefSeq and is a predicted model, not a curated record. Gene Ontology annotation, cellular component: nucleus; site of double-strand break; Smc5-Smc6 complex. Bases 148 to 3408 code for a protein of 1086 amino acids. Gene Ontology annotation, biological process: double-strand break repair via homologous recombination. The transcript has 27 exons.
UCUCGCGGUGUUUCUCGGGAAACGGUGAGCGCGAAUUCGGUGACCGGUCUGGUCUGAUCCGGUUCCCCUCUGGUCCUCCCAGUCCAGUGUGCGGCUGCCGAAGUCGAGUUUCAUUUUCCCCCUGAAAGAAUCGUUUGGGUGCACAAGAUGUCUAAAAGGAGAAGUAGCCCCGUCAGUGAAACCCCUUCCAAGCGAGGCAGAUCUAUGGAGGAAGAUGAUGAAGAGGAGGAUGAUAAUAUCACCAAGGAAGUUCUGAGUAGUCAGGGUACUGGUGGCGUGGUGAGUGAUGCAGGAAUUGUGCAAAGCAUCACACUGAAGAACUUUAUGUGCCACACGCUCCUCGGCCCAUUCGAGUUCGGUCCCAAUGUCAACUUUGUCGUCGGCAAUAAUGGAAGUGGAAAAAGUGCCGUUCUGACGGCUCUCAUAGUCGCUUUAGGUGGAAAUGCUCAGGCCACAAACCGCGGGUCAUCCCUCAAGAGUUUUGUGAAGGAAGGUGAAAGUUCAGCAGAUGUGUCAAUCACUCUCCGUAACAAAGGAAGAGACGCUUUCAAGCCUGAAGUGUUUGGUCCAUCUAUCACGAUAGACCUGAGAAUAACACGCGAGGGCCUGAGAACUUAUAAACUUAGAAGCAAAUCAGGUCAGGUAAUCUCAAGCAAAAAGGAAGACCUAAUUUCCAUCCUGGACAAUUUUAAUAUUCAGGUAAACAAUCCUGUGUCAGUUCUCACUCAGGAGAUGAGCAAAUAUUUCCUACACUCUAAAGGAGAAGGGGACAAGUAUAAGUUUUUUAUGAAAGCCACCCAACUCGAGCAGAUGAGAGAGGACUUUGUCUACAUAAAAACCACCAAGGAUGUCACUAAGGAUAAAGUUGAGCAACACAGUGAGUGCUUGAAAGACGUGAAGCAGAAGUUUCAGGAGAAAGAGGAAUGUUUCAAGAGCCUCGAAUCGCUUGAUGGAAUGAGGAACAAACUGGAGGAGCUGCAGAAGCAGAUGGCGUGGGCUUUGGUGAUUGAGCAGGAGAAGGAGUUGGAACCAAUGAAGGAGAAGCUGCAGGCAGAUCAACAUUCCACAGAGAAAUAUGAUGAGAAGGUGGAUGAGUGGAAGAAUAAGGUCGAGGAAGCUGAGAAGAAAUACAAGCAGAUUCAGGAGCAAUUGGAGGGUAUCACCCAUCAAGUCCAGGAGCUCCAGCCCAAAUGCGCUCAGCUCAAGGCCGAGGCCCAGAAACGUAAUACCCUUCUUAAGUCCAGCGAGGUCACAGUGCACAGAUGUAAAGCCAACCUGAAGGACCUGGAAAAGGACAAAGUUCAGCUGUCUUCACGGAUUAAAGAUCUCAAGCUGAGCAUCAGUCAAACAUCAGGAGCAGAGAGCCAGGCCAAGGCGGCUCGUGUGGAUCAGAUCCAGGCGGAGCUGGAAGACUUGAAACAGCAGAUCUCCACUCAGGGCCAGCAGAUUGAUCAGUACCAGCACGCCAGCGGCCGUGCCAAAGAAGAGAAAGGAAAGAUGAGGAGGGAACAGGAAGUGCUCCAGAGGUCCAUCGAUGCCAACAGAAGGAACCUGCAGACUAUGGAGAGCAGUCGCUCUAAUCGACUGCGGCGUUUUGGAGAGCACAUGCCUGCGCUGCUGAGCGCCAUCCAGGACGCUCACAGGAGGGGGCAGUUCAAGCAGAUACCCCGGGGACCUCUGGGUUACCUUAUUAGCCUGAAAGACCCAGAGCUGGCCCUGGCCAUAGAAGUGUGCCUUAAAGGCCUGCUGCAGGCCUUCACCUGUGACAACUACGAGGACGAGAAGGUGCUGCAGGGCCUCAUGACCAAUAUUUUCCCAGCAGGCCGCAGACCUUCAAUCAUUACCAGCAUUUUCCUCCAACGUGUCCAUGAUACCAGAAAGAGGUCUGUGAAUCACCCGCAGUAUCCCUCCGUGCUUCAGGCUCUAGAAAUUGAGGACCCGGUUGUGGCCAACUGCCUGAUUGAUCAAAGGGGUGUUGAGAGCAUUCUGCUUAUUAAGGAUCGCACAGAGGCACGGCGAGUGAUGCAGGGCAGAAAUCCUCCCCAAAACUGUAACGUGGCCUUCUCCGUUGACGGAGAUCAGAUCUAUAAUAACCGCAGUUACAGCUCUGAUCAGACCAGAGCCAACUUUCUCUCUGGAGACGUUGAGGAGGAGAUCAGGCAUUUGCAGAGGGAGCUGGAGAACCAGAGAGCUCAGGAAAAACGUUUCCAACAACAGAUGAAGAAGCUGGAUGAUGACAUCAAAGAGAAUGAAGGGCUGCUAAGGAGAGCAUAUAUGGAUCAAAAGACAACUAAAGGCAAAGCCACAAAGUUACAGCUAGAGCUGACAGACCUACAGAAUGUGGAAGAGCCUCAGUCAGAGGACCUCAGGCCCCUGGAGGAGGAUCUUCAGGAGAUCGUCGGCAAGAUCUCGUCUAAGCGCGACGAGUUCGAGGACGCACGAACACAGAUGUCUGAACUCAAAGCCGCCUACGAAAAGGCAGAAGAGGAGUACCAGCAGCACAAAGAGCGCAUCAACACCAUCGCUGAGGAUGCUGAUCCAGUCAAGGAAGACCUCAGUAAAGCUGACCAGGAGAUCACGAAGUGCAAACACCACAAAAAACACUAUGAUGAGAAACGCAAUAUCCUUCUCCGCAAUAUCCAGGCUCAAGAAGCCACCGUAAAAAGCAUGGAGCAGAAAAUACAGCUGUCCGUUGCCAAAGCCACAGAGAUCUGUCCGAACCGCGUGGAGGUCCGUCGUACAGCCAAGAGUCUGGACAGUGAGAUCAGCCGCCUCAAGGUUAAGAUCAGUACCCAGCAGGAACAACAGGGGGACCGCAGGGAGAUUGUAAAGCAGUACCACGAGGCUCUACAGAACUACAAGAACAUGACUCUGCAAAUGAAGAAUCUCAACAGCUUCAUCAGAAGCCUGGACAGCGUUAUGAACCAGAGACUUAAGGUUUACACUGACCUCAGGAGGUUCCUCGCCGCUCGCUGUAAAUACUACUUUGAUAGCAUGCUGGCUCAGAGAGGCUACAGUGGAAGUAUGACCUUUGACCACAAGAAAGAAACCCUCUCCAUCUCAGUGCAGCCAGGCCAAGGAAACAAGGCCGACCUGAGCGACAUGCGCUCGCUGUCCGGAGGCGAGCGCUCCUUCUCCACUGUUUGCUUUGUUCUCUCUCUCUGGGCCAUCACAGAGGCGCCUUUCCGCUGUCUUGAUGAGUUUGAUGUUUACAUGGACAUGGUGAACAGGAGGAUCUCCAUGGACAUGAUGUUGAAGGUGGCGGCUGGUCAACGCUACAGACAGUUCAUUUUCCUCACCCCGCAGAGCAUGGGUUCUCUUCCAGAGAGCGAGAUCAUCAGCAUCCACCGCCUCAAAGAUCCGGACCGCAGUCAGAACACACAACAUCCAGAUGAAAACAGGAAAUAAAGGACCAGUUUGCAGUUUUCUAUGAAUUCUAUAAGCACAUGUUGAAUAUUGUUAUUUUAUUUUUUAAUAUUGUUAUUGUUGUUAUUUUAAACGAGGUAAUCGGAACAUGUUGGGUUCUCACUGCCUGUUUAUGUUCUGUUGUAAAAGUUAAGCUACAAUGUUUGUAAUUAAAGUUAAGAGACAUGUUCUGA